Aspergillus thermomutatus is the source of this 1599-nucleotide messenger RNA. RefSeq lists its product as uncharacterized. The record is from RefSeq and is a predicted model, not a curated record. The transcript has a single exon. Lineage: Eukaryota; Fungi; Ascomycota; Eurotiomycetes; Eurotiales; Aspergillaceae. Bases 1 to 1599 code for a protein of 532 amino acids.
AUGCAGGUAAUUCACCCCACCAUCGCGCUCGCUCUUUUCGCCAUAACGUGCUCGGCUGGCCCGAUCUCCCAGUUUACCCCCAAGAUCCGAGAUCUGGGACAAAACAGCCAUAAUCCUGGACCUACUGCAUAUUCCAGCCCGUCAUCACUCGGCAUACAUGUGCCAGCGGCUUCUAAGGAAGCCAAUGGUGGUCUGGAUGUUGUUCCCGUCACGCCUUCCGUGACGGCGGAUGGUACUCAGGCGGCGGUGCCACAGGCUUCAUAUACCUCUACUGAAAUUCCUGGAUCCUCGAUGGUUCCGGCGGAGGGGCACUCGGGGGCAGUUACCCCGUUGUUCUCUGCAGAGGCUACUUUGCCCUCGUCUACAGCGUACAGUUCUCAUGCAACAGUGGACCAUGAUACGUCUAGCUCUACCGAGAUUCCCAGCUCUUCCACACUUGCAGGGGAAGAGCAUUCGUCUGCGAUCGCUCCCUCGUUGUCUGCAGGAGCUAAUCUGUCUUCGUCGGAGUCAUCUGAGGGCGUCGUCUCGACCACUUCUCACUCUCAUUCGGGGUCCCACUCAGUGUCGACUCCGAGUGUACCCAAGUCUACAACCUCAAGCUCGAUUCCUGUUAUCAAGAACCGUCCGACGGCAGUAUCUUCACCUAAGCUUUCCACAUCUACGCCUAUUUCAAUCGCUAUCAUCUCACCAAGCUCAGCCCCGGCAAGCGCACCAACCACGACAUCCAGUCUGACCGUUGGUGUGGUUGGCCCCUUGUCUGAUGCCGGGACGACCAGCUCGUCUUCUUCAACUACUUCCUUUGCAACGUCUUUCCCAGAAACUACUUCUCCAGCGCCAACGGUGACCGAGACCACGACGUCCAGCUUGACUGCCGGCGUGGUAGGGCCGCUACCCGAGGCAGAUCCAACCACCGCUUCUUCCUCUUCAACAGCAUUCUUUGCAUCCUCCCUACCAGACACUACGCCCACAGAGUCAGCAGGCCAGAUCCGUAGCACCUCCAGCGCACAAACCACACCUACCACGACGCAGAGCACAAGUACAGCCGAAAGUACAAGUACAUCCAACUCCGCAACACCAGCCCCAUCCAUCGGAGAAGUUACAAGCAGUCAGCUCCAGAUCGCUAGCGCCACACCCGUCCUCACACCGGUGAUUGUCCUGAUUACACCGGGCGCAGAACCAACGCAGCCAGACCCAGACGCAGAUCCGUCUGGUCCCCUUCCUGGCCCUGGCCCUACCGAAGCAGAGGAGACAACCACAAUCCACGCUACAGCAACCAUAACCAAGAGUGUGGUUGUGUUUGCUUCCAACACUCCUACGGCUGAAGCCCCAGCUGCCAGUGCCGCGCAGGCGGAGGCGGGCUCGGGCUCAAAGGCCACGCCUACGGGGACGGCUACGGCUACAGCUACAGCUACAGUACCCUUCAGGGAUCCGGGUGAUGUCCAGUUGUCCAUUGUGCCUGUUACACCUGCGGGGGUGAUGACCGUGACCGCCACCGAGACCGAGACCGAGACGGUGACUGUGACGAAAACGGAGAGAGAGACUGUAACUCAGACGAUGACGGAGAGGGAGAGGGAGACUGUCACUCUGCGGGGAAAUUAG